AUGAAGGAAAAGGACUCAGGCGCCAUCUUGGUAUACUGCGAGGGGGACAUUGGUUGUGUUGAUGCUGAUCGAUCGGUCAAAUCGGGAAAGGAUGGAAUGCAUUCGACGGAUGUUGCGAAUAAAAAGUUUUUCUUCCCCAUGGUUACCAUUCUUCUGAUGGGAGAAACGCGUUUUCAUGCGCCAAACAAGGUCUGGAUUCUGAAGGAAGUCGGAAAUGGAUACUUUACGUUUGAACUUGUCAAAACAGGUAACAUCUUCAACUCAAAUUGCAAUGGAAAUGCCGUCAAAGGUGGCUUGGUUGCCAAUAUUUUUGUCAGCGGAAGUUUGGGCAUACUCGAGGAGGCCGAUACUGUUCCAGUCUUCACAUGUUUUCCAGAGACCGUUGCGGUGGGCUUUGGUGUCAAUAUUAUUGUGUUGUUCAAGGUGUUGUUCCAUGUCGAGGGUGUAGGGCUCAAGUUUAUUGGGGACUUUUUCAUGGCGUUCCACUUCAGCAAUAGUGGCAUGAAUAUCAGGAGACAUUUUGGUAUCGCUCCGGUUGUUGUAGCGGGGAUCACAACCGGUAAAGAGGCAGAUAAAAGACGCUGCUGCAUGGAGGUACUGCUUGGUUGUGGCAGACUUGAUGUAUUGUCCUUUAAGGGUGCAACCGGUAGCAAGUGCCACUGUGUAGAGCGUUCGUGA
This is a messenger RNA of Cylindrotheca closterium, 678 nucleotides long. The record is from the annotation of a GenBank genome assembly. Lineage: Eukaryota; Bacillariophyta; Bacillariophyceae; Bacillariales; Bacillariaceae.